GUUUGUAUUCCUACUGAAAAUCAAAAUCAAGCGAGCUUUUACCCUUUUGUUCUACGCGAGAUUUCUGUUCUCGCUGAGCUCGCCUUAGGACACCUGCGUUAUCAUUUGACAGAUGUGCCGCCCCAGCCAAACUCCCAACCUGACGGUGUCUCGGACGCGGAUCGGCUCCGACGCGAGGCCGGAGCCUUAACUCCAGAAAGUGAACCUUGCGGUUCGCCUCCGCUCCAUCCAAUAAAAAAAAACGAUCAGAGUAGUGGUAUUUCACCGGCGCAGCGAGCUGCUCCCACUUAUUCUACACCUCUCAUGUCUUUUCACAAGGUCAGA
Molecule: messenger RNA, 324 nt
Organism: Pocillopora meandrina
Lineage: Eukaryota; Metazoa; Cnidaria; Anthozoa; Scleractinia; Pocilloporidae
Source: the annotation of a GenBank genome assembly